Molecule: messenger RNA, 1385 nt
Organism: Marchantia polymorpha subsp. ruderalis
Lineage: Eukaryota; Viridiplantae; Streptophyta; Marchantiopsida; Marchantiales; Marchantiaceae
Source: the annotation of a GenBank genome assembly
AUGCGCUGGCGUAGAGGGCGUUAUACUCCAGCAUCCUCUAAUAUUCCCCACUGUGUCCUUCGCCAUCGCUCGCUCGGCUCCACUGUUGUGAUUCAUUGUGUCCAGGAGAAUAGGGGGAAAAAGUGGUGGCCGCAAGCGAAGACUGUUUCUCCACUGGACUCCGUUCACGAAUCACGGCCAGGUCCAAUGGCACCUGACUGUCUUCGUACGUUCGAAUGUCCACAGUCCGGGGCGUCCAGCACAACAGCGGAUUCGCAUUCCGCCCGCAUCGCCUCUGAAGUCCAGCCGAGCACGCCGUGGGAAAUUCAGAUGAAAUUCAGGCUCGGUCUAUGUGCAUCUCGCGACCGUGGGGCGUGGAAGAUGAGAAAUUCUCUCUGUUGGUGGCAUGGGUUUGUUGUGGGUCAAUUUAUGAUGUUUAAGGAUGAUGUUGCUGUGUCUUACGGACACCUCGUGGACAGGUUCGCCAUACGGAGCCCCGUGACGUACUACCGAACCUCGAAUACUAUACGGUCCCUGUACAUACGUCGCCCUGGCAUUCGCAGCCCCCUGGCCCGGCGACUUCCUACCCCUGUGACUUUGGAGCUAACAGCGAUGACCUGGGCCACCUGGCGGGCGCCCAUUGCGCGGAUCUCUUUACGUAGGGGAACAUCCUUCAAAAUAGAACGACAGCGGAAAUUGCACGUUCUUUUCGCACGGAAGUUGAAGAUCGUCAGCACUUUUCUACGCGAGCGAUCAUGGUCUGGGAUUUUGGUGCAGCUUACUAUGGACGUAAGGAAUGAUACAGGUCGAUCUGUGGCAACUAACUGGUCUGCUGCCGCUUUGAGUUGGUUUGGUUUGGUUUGGUUUGGUCGAUUUGACGCUCUCGGAGUUUUCGCACGCAAUGUGGCGAACCUGCGGUGCACAAGCCAGCGCUCGCUGGCUGGAAUCUGCCGUGGGCAGCGACCGAUCGUGAUUUGUGAUUUGCUCAGUGCCACUGCAGCGGCCGAGCGAUUCCAUCGCUGCAGAUGCUCGAAUCUACGGCAUGUUGCUGAGUCGGGACGAAUAUGAUAUGUCGAGCGUAUUUAUUCGAGGGUGAGGGUGCAGGUGACGCCAUGUCUUUUCCGUCUCGGAAGUGCAUUGUUUACAUGAAGUGAGCGAGAGAGGAGGAACGAAAUCGUUACUAGCUGCGUCGGAGCCCGACGAAAGCGGGACGAAGAGCAGAGAUUUGACAACUCAUGACGGAGAGAGGGCCGAAAGGGGGAGACCGGGAGAGCGAGCUGGUAAGCGCAUGAUGAUGAAGCCGGUGACUUUGCAACAGCGCAGGUGAAAGGUUCCUUGAGGAGUGACCGAUUUCUCGUCAAAAAGCCAUGUACGAGAGCCCUUUCCAUCUAUAAAGAUGUAUGGCG